Paramecium pentaurelia is the source of this 4996-nucleotide messenger RNA. NCBI's taxonomy places the organism in Eukaryota, Ciliophora, Oligohymenophorea, Peniculida, Parameciidae. The record is from the annotation of a GenBank genome assembly.
AUGAAAUUUUUCUUAAAACGGACAACUUUUCUGCUCACUUAUGUACUAAUGAUGUCAGUUUAUGGUUCAAAAGAACUAAUUCAAGAAAACAACAUUAUCAAAUCAAAACUAUUUUGCGAAAUUUUGAAUGGGAUAGAUGAAUUUAUAUAAAUAAUAAAAUUGGAGAAUGACAUGUUUGGUAUUAAAACAUCAGACUCCACCUUUUAAAUAUCAUUCAAUUCAACAAAUUAAAUAUAAAAUUACAAAGACUUGUUUAUAAUUUAAACUCAAAAAGAAUUCGAUGUAAAAUGAAAAUUAUACUUUAGAUUAAUGUGUAUUUUAAAUUUGCUGAUUAUUAGAUAAAGAGCAAUUAUAUUGAUGGGCUUUUAUAUAAACAAGUCAAAUUUAUUAUAGAUGAUGAAAACCAAAUUUAUUUUAAUAUAAUUACGUUUUCUCAAACUUAAUUCAAAGAAUUCACGAUAAAGGAUUCUGAUAAAAUUAGUUUAAAAUAAAAAUCUGAUAAUCCUGAAUCUAUUUUUCUAUAAAUGAUAUUUUUCACUCAAUAAAACGUAGAAACAUAAAUAAAUAAUAUUAUUCCAAAUUUCAAUUAAUUGAAUAGAAUUUGUGAAAUUAAUAAAGAUAGAACUGAUUUAUAGAUACAAAAAUUUAUCUAAUAAAUGGAUAUUCUCUAAAUUAAUCCAAAAAAUAUUUUAAAAGGUAAAAUUGUUAAUAAUCUUAGCCUAGUUUUCCAAGAAUAAGUUCCUUUAAGAUUUUAACUUAUUAAAUAAUAUAUUUUAUACUGUUGUUUUAAGCGAGUAUGAAAUUCUUUAAAAAAUACAAACUAAUUCCUGUGAUGUAAUUAUGCAAAAUUAAAUUCUAAUCAAUAAUUCUACUUAUUUAUGGCAUCAGGAAUUUUGUAACAAUUCGCAAAGUUACAUUUAUAUUAUUCAAACUCAAAAAUGUACAAUUUCUAAUUAAAACUAAGUUAGGUUAAGACAUUAGAAAAUGGCAAAAUUAUAUUUUCUCUAUUGAAUCCAAGAAAUAAUAUCAACCUGAGCUGCUUAUUAAACAAUUUACAGUUAUGAUUUAAAAAUCAAAUUGUAAAUCCUUGGAGAAGUUCAAAAAGUUAUUAUAAAUCAAUGGUAUUCUUUUACAAUAAGAUUCAAUUGAAUCAGAAUCCACUUAUUCUAAAUAUUAAGCUUCUAUAAACACUAAUCAAGUCUCCGUAGAUGAAGAUUUGAUCAUAAAACCAAUUUAAAAUUUUAACAUUAAAGAUAAUACUGAGGAUAGAUCUAAUUAAACUCCAACUUUUUAAUUAUAUCAUAAUUUAGAUUAAAAACCUAUAUAUAAAACAUUAAAUGGAGUUUAUAUUCCUUAAGAUCCUGAAAUUUUUCUAAGAAGCGAAGAUGAAUAAAAUUCAAAGGAAAUAGUGAACGAUUAAUAUGAAGAAACAUUAAAUUAAUAGAAUGAUUAAAAGAAAGAUCAAUAAUAAAGUUUAUUGUAAAGAGAAGAUGAGAAUUAGUAGAAUAUUGAUUUUAUUGUUUAUGAAGAUCCAAUUAGUUGGGUAAAUUAAGAUAGUUAAGAUGUAGAAGUCUUUUAAUUUAAUGAGGAUUAGUAAAAUAUUAGCAGUAAAACAUAAAUCUAAAGCAACUAAAAUAAUGAUUAAACUCAAUCAAUUUUAUAAAGCAAUAAUAGUAAUAAUUAAGAAAAAUAAAAUUAAAUACUAUAACUACAAGAUACUUCUAAAUUAAACUUAAAUAAUUAAUAAGAUGGUAUGAUCAUUGAAUAAUAGGCAAAAGUUGAAGAGAUUAUUUUGGACUAUCAAGAUAAUUCACAGACCAAAAACAUUUAAAAUGAUUAAAGUAAAUAUUAAUAAAAUACUUAAAGUAUGAAUAGCCAAUAAUAAUAAUAAUAAUAGUAAUAAUAAUAAUAAUAAUAAUAAUAAUAAUAAUAAUAAUAAUAAUAAUAAUAAUAAUAAUAAUAAUAAUAAUAAUAAUAAUAAUAAUAAUAAUAAUAAUAAUAAUAAUAAUAAUAAUAAUAAUAAUAAUAAUAAUAAUAAUAAUAAUAAUAAUAAUAAUAAUAAUAAUAAUAAUAAUAAUAAUAAUAAUAAUAAUAAUAAUAAUAAUAAUAAUAAUAAUAAUAAUAAUAAUAAUAAUAAUAAUAAUAAUAAUAAUAAUAAUAAUAAUAAUAAUAAUAAUAAUAAUAAUAAUAAUAAUAAUAAUAAUAAUAAUAAUAAUAAUAAUAAUAAUAAUAAUAAUAAUAAUAAUAAUAAUAAUAAUAAUAAUAAUAAUAAUAAUAAUAAUAAUAAUAAUAAUAAUAAUAAUAAUAAUAAUAAUAAUAAUAAUAAUAAUAAUAAUAAUAAUAAUAAUAAUAAUAAUAAUAAUAAUAAUAAUAAUAAUAAUAAUAAUAAUAAUAAUAAUAAUAAUAAUAAUAAUAAUAAUAAUAAUAAUAAUAAUAAUAAUAAUAAUAAUAAUAAUAAUAAUAAUAAUAAUAAUAACAAUAACAAUAACAAUAACAAUAAUAACAAUAACAAUAACAAUAAGAAUAAUAAGAAUAAGAAUAAUAUUAAUAAUAAUAAUAGUAAUAAUAACAGUAAUAAUAAUAAUAAUAAUAAUAAUAAUAAUAAUAACAAUAAUAUUAGUAUUAAUAAUAAUAAUAAUAAUAAAAAUAACAGUAUUAUUAAUAAUAAUAAUAGUAAUAAUAAUAAUAAGAGUAAUUUUCACCUUAAAAUAAUCAAUAAGAUACUAAUCUACAUUAAGAAUCUAAAGUACAAGAGAAUAUAAAAGAUGAAAAUUAAUUUUAUUAAAGUCAUAAAAAAUAAUUUGAAUAACCUGAUGAUUAUUAUGACUAUGAUUAUUAUACAUCAUUGUAUAGUGAUUACGAUAGUGAUUAUGAUUAUCAUCCCAGAAGAUAUUUAAGUCAUCAUCAUAGAGCACCUUAAUUAAAACAUUUUCAUCAUCACCAUCAUUAGAUAUCUAGAGAUGAGAGGGAAUACAAUGAUAUAAAUAAAAAUUUAAAUGGAUAGGGCUAUUCAGGUUAGAAAUUUAAUUUAAGAGGAAAAAAAAGAAAUUAGCAAAGCGAUAAUACAAUCCCAAUUAUUGCCGAAAGAAUCAUAAUUGAAUAUAAUUUUGUCAAUGCAAAAGAAGAAGAAAUAAAACUUAAUGGAGAUGAAGAGGUAGAUAAAUCUUAAAACGAGAGAGAAGAAGAAGAUCAAAAAAAAGAUAAGCCUAAUUAAGAAAAAAAAUAAAAAACUAAUAAAAGUAAAAGUACUUAAGAAGUAGAAGAUGAACCCAAAGAAUAACAAUAAGAUGAGAAUAAGGAAGAAAAGGAUAAAUAAAAAAAGAAUAAAUCUUAAAAUAAUGUUUAGAGUAAUUCAUAAAAUAAAAGUUAAAACAAAAAUAAGGUGGAUCCGAAAGGCAAGUCUUAAGACAAAACUUAACCAAAGGCUUAAGACAAAGCUUAACCUAAGGCUUAAGACAAAGCCUAACCUCAGGCUUAAGACAAAACUUAACCAAAAGCUUAAGAUAAGGAGAAAGAGAAGGAAAAGGAGAAAUAGAAAAAUAAAGAAUAACCUAAAGCUAAUGCUAAUGCUAAAAAACCAAAGCCAAAAAUUGAUUAAGAAGGUUAAGAUAAAGAGAAAGAAUAAGAAUAAGAGUAGGAAUAAGAGUAAGAGUAGGAAUAAGAGUAAGAGUAAGAAUAAGAGUAGGAAUAAGAAUAAGAGUAGGAAUAAGAAUAAGAAUAAGAAUAAGAGUAGGAAUAGGAAUAAGAGUAAGAGUAAGAAAAUGAAGAUGAAAAAGAACAAGAUUAGGAUCAAGAAAAUGAAGAUGAAAAAGAACAAGAUUAAGAAAAUGAAGAUGAAAAAGAUUAAGAAAAUGAAGAUGAAAAAGAAAACGAAGACGAGAAAGGAGAAGAGAUGGAUGAAGAUGAUUAAUGGAGAGGGUUCAGUUCAAAAGAUAAGAAAAAAAAAAAGGGUAAAAGUAAAGGCAAUGGAAAUAAAGAGGAUGAAGAGGAAGAUGAUGAAGAUUUGUAUGAUGGAGAUGGAAGAUACAUAAAAAAUCAUCCGUAUUAUCACCAUAGAAAGAAUAAAAAAUCGCAUUACCCUUAUAAUUAUCCAGGUAGAUAUCCGGGGGAUGAAGUAUUUGAUGAGGAUUUAAUUUGGAGAUAUCGAUGCAUGAAUAAACAAAGCAGAAAUUAAAAUUUUGGAAAUCCCUUUAAUGGAUAUCCUAAUAGGCAUCGUUAAGUUGUCAAUAAAAGCCCAUUUUAUAAUGGUAAUCCAUAUUUAAGACUUAAUCCAUAUACUAAAUAAAGUUCGAGUUCAAGUUGUGUUCCUUGGAUGGUUCGAUAAAAUUAGCCUCCAAAUUCAGGGUAUGGGAGAUACUCAAAUUUAUAUAGAGGAAAAUAUUAGGAUCCAGAUUAUGAAUUAAGAGAAGUGUGGCUUAGAUAGCAAUAGUAAUAGCAUUCAAAGCAAUAAGUUUAGAGAUAUAGAGAUUAAGUUGGUUAUUUUAAUUGCUAUGGUUAUGAUGACAUGAGACCAAAUUAUUAUGAUGCUAUAUACGGAAUAAAUGAAGAUGAUCCUCGUUAUUAAGUAUAUAAUAGGAAUAUUAAUGAUCCAAAUUUUUAUAGUCCUUUUGAUGAAACAGUUCAUAAUGGUCACAAUUAUGUAAGGGAGAAGCAUUUUAAUGCUAAAUAGGUGUCAAAACCAUUGAAUCAUAGGAUGGUUUAAAAGAAUGUUGAUUUUGAAUAGCAAGAGAAUAAUAGUUGCUUAUAAGUGUUUGACUAGUGCUAUUUUAAAGGAAGAAGUGUAAACUUAUGUGGAGAAUACCCAGUAAUACCAGAGGGUUUAAAUAGAUUCAAAAUAUUUUCCUAUAUUGUGCCUGAAAACCUUGAAAUUAGAUUUACAUAAUCAGAUUAGAAUGAUGGUAAAAUCUAUUUUAUAUAAGUAGAUAAUGUAUAAGAUAUUUCUGGUUCUGUAGAAUGCUUGCAAACACCUUAUGAAUUGAUACCAUAAUUAUAAUGA